Molecule: messenger RNA, 2896 nt
Organism: Symbiodinium pilosum
Lineage: Eukaryota; Dinophyceae; Suessiales; Symbiodiniaceae
Source: the annotation of a GenBank genome assembly
GACGACGGCCGCAUCUGAAGCAGCUUCAUCCAGUGGCCGGCCAAGACCUACGGUCGGGUCGAGCACGGCCACACCAUCCACCAGUGAACCCGAUGCGCCACCUCCUGAAAGCGGAUGGGAUCUACCCGUUGACACGACGAAUGUUGCGCUCAUCACUCAUCAUUUCAAAGUGAGGUCGGGAAAAGUCUAUGGGACGAAGGUCGCAAAACGUCGGGAUGGUGGAGGCUUCGUGAACGCCGUGGACGAGACUCCUAGGCCUGUCAUUGGCAAGACGUUUCAACAGAUCUAUUUGAGACGACUGGUCACAAUGUUGGCGAGGUCUGGUGGGUUGUCUGCGAACGUGGAGGCAGGAUUUCAUCUACCCACAUUCAUACUGAAAGGGGACGAAGAAUGGCUCCGGCUCUACAAUCAAAUUUACCAGCGGAUGCAUCUGGGUUGCACCCAGUGCCUUCCUGAGCCGGCUGUUCUCUCCGCAUGCGUGUUCGAUGAUCGUCAAUCCGACGAAUGGAUUCGCCCGAACUUCCCUGAAAAUGAAAUUGCGGAGCUCCGCGAGGCAGAGGCGAGUUUAUGUGAAGUCAUGCGCUUCGCCAGCCGUGAAGACGGUACAGUUUGGAAAUCCGAAUGUACCCUGCUGGUGAUGGAUUACAACCUGCACUCGAAGUCCAGCAAUUCACCCAUUCGCACAACUCCUCUCAUCGCCAUGCGAGACAAAGGAUGGUCCGCCCUGGAAGUGUUUGCACCCCCAGAGGCAAACCGACCUCGUGACAACAUCGCGAACUUCGCAUCGACUGUCAAGCGGGCAUGCGAUCGACUAAGGGAAGUGCGCGUGGACAUCGUCUCGCGGAUGACCGUACACAUCCAUUUGUCAAUGUAUGGCGUGACCCUCGCUCCUCUGGAAGAUGAAGUCAUUGAGGAGUUUUACAUUCAACCUAUUACCGAGCUACAUGAGAUUGUCCCGAGGUCCGCUGUGGUCACGAUAAAUGACGACCCGCUGUUUAAUGGUCUCGACCACACCGCGCUCUCCUAUGGCAUCGUGAUCAAGAAGAUUGCCAAAGAGUUACGCGCCAACGGAUGCCUGGUUCUGACUACGUCAAGCCUGUGGGCGAAGUUGUUGUCGGUGACGAGCGGAACAGGGCAUAGAAUCAAGGCUGAUCAAUCUGAUUUGGGAUGGGCACUGUUCGAGAAAUCGCUCCUGAAUGAGAAAGCCCUGGCAUGCAUGUUGGACACGAAGAAGAUCAACAUUUUGUCAGCAUGUAUCAAGCCCUUCAACCUCGACCACGACCGAGCAGCCUCCGCCACGCGGGACCUCGCGCAAGUAAGGCGAGCGGAGAGGCGACGCUCUGACCUUCCGUUCGGGAGUGAGGACGUAGCACUCAUUGAGCCCGAGCCCUACUAUGACAGCGAGACGUUUUGGUGGAAAAUCGAACAGUACCAGACCACGAAUGAGAGAUCGACCGUGCCAGGAAAAGCCUUUUACUGUGAACAAUGCCGAAGUCACCUCUUGGAUUCCGAAAGUCUCAGGAACGCCCAGUUUGGAUCUUAUUGUCCUGGAUGCGCCUUCAAGGAACAAUGGAGGCAGUAUCCCGAAGUGGUAUCCUGGGAUGAUUGGAAGCGGCUGGAACAAAAUUGCGCCGCAUGCGCGGUAUACCUCUACCAAACCUACUUCAUUGACGUGGGGACGGGUGAAGCAAUUUUCGACCCAGCCAGCAACAUCAAGAACUUCAUCCAGCACUGUGCCACCACAAGUCGGUCCAACCUGGCGAAAACCGUUUCGUCUCUGGGUGCCCUACGGGUUCCGGUGAACAUGGCUAUUGAGUAUUGUCAACAAGGGCGCGCCAGACAUCUCGGAUGGGGGCGUGCUCUCUCCUACAAUGGUCACGUAUGCUAUGUCGCCUAUUACGACCCCGGGAAUGCCGCUUACGCCGGGUUCAUGAACUGCUUAUUCACCCGCGAAGAGAUCAUUGAAAUGUGUCGGGGAUCUCCUGACCCCAGUGAGGAACUCCUGGGCAACAUCAUCGAGAUUGCUACUGGAAUGCUCGUUGUGGCGCUCAGAUUUCCCGGUAUGUUUCCCAAGUGGGGGGGCAAGCAUGUCAUUGAAGCCUGUCUUCGAGGAAUCGAGAGAUCUUUUCAUCGAUACGCGGCUGUGGAAUCAAUCACAUUGUUCCCCACCCAGAAUCGGAAAAGGAGAAGGCCAGCGGACAUUACCCCGGAGGAACAGCAAGGCAUUGAGGAAAUCACACCACUCAUAUCAUUCAACUUCUUUGCUGAUCCCGCGGACAGAGCUGACGAGGAUGGUGAAGCCGUGCAAACCCAAAUGCCGCAACCUGUUGAGGAACCUGAAUACCAUGCAGCGCCUGAAGAGGACCUCGUGGUUUCCAUCGCUACAGGAGAGGAGCCAGAGGAGGAAGAGGUAGAGCAGGCUGAUCAGUUGGAAGGACCCGAAGGUGCUCCAUCCGAAGUCUCUGAGCUCGUUCGCUUAGCUAUGAAUGGAUUCCGACACGUUCAGGACCUCAUUGCCCGAGAAGACAUUUGUUUGUCAUGCGGUGCGGUUGGCGAUCAUGGUACUCUCGACUGUAGAGUUUAUCCGGCUAAUCCUGAACAGAUCGCUCUUGGCGUCGGCCUAUUGGACUCCUUUUUCCAUGGGUACAGGUCACCGCAACGCGGGUCCUCACAGCGAAGCACCGACAUGGAGGUUGAUCAAGUCCCUGAAGGAGAUGAAAGGAUUCGUGAGCCCCAGAACUCAUUGUCCAGGGAAUCGCUGAGGAUCUUCCGGACUUCGCGAAACCGCCAUGCAUGGUUGGGCUGUGGUACAGCAAUCCAUGCAUCUCUCACCUGCUCAAAAGGGAUCGGCCUCGACACCAGAUACACUCCAUUGUCGGACAACGUCGCCCCGUAG